UUAAUUAAUAAAAAGCAUAACAAAACCACGAACGAAUUACUCGACCAAAACUACGCCCAUCGAUCAAAAAAAAUACCACCACCCUUCCCCUCCACACUCCCUUUUUUUUUUUUCUUUUUUUUUUUCCACUCUCUCCUCGACCUUCGUUUCAUCGCCAUUGAAGGAGACUCCGAAAAUAGCCAGCCAUGGCGGCCACUGCUGGACGUGUUAUUCCCUGCAAGGCGGCGGUGGCGUGGGAGGCGGGGAAGCCGCUGGUGAUAGAGCGGGUGGAGGUGGCGCCGCCGCAGGCGAUGGAGGUGAGGGUGAAGAUCAAGUACACCUCCCUCUGCCACACCGAUCUCUACUUCUGGGAAGCCAAGGGGCAAAAUCCACUAUUUCCGCGCAUAUUCGGCCAUGAAGCAGCAGGAAUUGUGGAGAGUGUCGGUGAAGGCGUGACGGAUCUUAAAAAGGGAGAUCACGUACUUCCCGUCUUCACCGGAGAAUGCAAGGAGUGCGCGCACUGCAAGUCGGAGGAGAGCAACAUGUGCGACCUUCUUAGAAUCAACACCGAUCGGGGCGUGAUGCUUAGCGACGGCAAUGCACGGUUCUUCAAGAACGGGAGUCCCAUAUAUCACUUUCUUGGCACAUCCACCUUCAGUGAAUACACAGUCAUCCACUCCGGCUGCCUCGCCAAGAUCGACCCCUCCGCUCCGCUCGACAAAGUCUGCGUUCUCAGCUGCGGCAUAUCAACAGGUUUGGGGGCUACUCUGAAUGUUGCUAAACCAAAGAAGGGCUCGACAGUCGCGGUAUUUGGGCUGGGAGCUGUGGGUCUUGCAGCUGCGGAAGGUGCAAGAAUUGCUGGAGCAUCUAGAAUCAUCGGUGUUGAUUUGAAUCCCAACAGAUUCAGCGAAGGUGUGUUGACUACUUUUAUUAUAACCACUCUUUAUUUAGAUCUUCUUCCUUAUGCUAAAUAUCCUUCUAAGUCUUCUACUAUGGUUUCAGCCAAGAAAUUUGGUGUCACGGAUUUCGUCAAUCCAAAGGAUCAUGGCAAACCUGUGCAAGAGGUCAUUGCAGAGAUGACCAAUGGCGGAGUUGACAGGAGUAUCGAGUGCACGGGCAACAUCAAUGCAAUGAUAUCUGCUUUUGAAUGUGUUCAUGAUGGUUGGGGUGUUGCUGUACUUGUCGGAGUGCCCAGCAAAGAUGACUCGUUCAAGACUAAGCCGAUAAAUUUCCUGAACGAGAGGACUCUGAAAGGAACCUUCUUUGGAAACUACAAGCCUCGAACAGAUCUCCCCAAAGUUGUCGAUAUGUACAUGAAGAAGCAACUGGAAGUGGAGAAGUUCAUCACUCAUAGACUGCCGUUCUCAGAUAUCAACAAGGCAUUUGACUACAUGAUCAACGGCGAAGGCCUUCGUUGCAUCAUCAGUUUAGAUGAAUAGAUAGGUUGAAUAUGCGACGCAAAGCUAUCGAUACGAUAGUUACUUUAGAAGAAGGCUUUACUAAUAAAAUCUGCAUAUAAUCUCCUUCACAGGAGCGAAGCAGCUAGGAACUAUGUUUGUAUCAACCCUAUGGGAGACAUGUUAUGCAUGUUGAAAGGCAUUAAGUUUCAAAGCUUGCGAAUUCUAAUUAUUCCUCAAA
Ananas comosus (pineapple) is the source of this 1617-nucleotide messenger RNA. RefSeq names its product alcohol dehydrogenase 1-like. The transcript has 9 exons. Lineage: Eukaryota; Viridiplantae; Streptophyta; Magnoliopsida; Poales; Bromeliaceae. Gene Ontology annotation, biological process: formaldehyde catabolic process. Gene Ontology annotation, molecular function: zinc ion binding; S-(hydroxymethyl)glutathione dehydrogenase [NAD(P)+] activity. Bases 186 to 1418 code for a protein of 410 amino acids. The record is from RefSeq and is a predicted model, not a curated record. Gene Ontology annotation, cellular component: cytosol.